GACGCCGGCCGCCAGCAGUAUCAGCCCGAGGGCAAGGAGCGAGUGAGUACGUAGGACCGAGAUGAGCGCGGGUCUUAAGACGGCGACGACGAUGUCGAACAUCGCCAAGUGCGUGAGCGCGCCGCUCAAGCCCGGGUGGUGGAAGUUCACCUCCGCCACUGGCGCGUCCGCGGGCGCGCUCUCCGCCCUGACGGGCCUGGGAGGGGCGGUGAUUUUCGUCCCCGCGUGCAAACAGCUCGGCAUGACGGCGAAGAAGAUCAUCGGCACCAGCGUGGUCGCGGUGACGUGCGCGACGACCGCUGGAAGCAUCGCGUACACCCAGAACAACGUCACCGACAUCCCCGCCGCGGUCGCCAUCGGCGCGGUGGGAGCCGCCACGACCCCGAUCGGCCAGAGGAUCGCCAAGGGGGUGAGCGGAAAGACGCUCAGGGUCUGGUGCGGGGUCGCGCUCCUCGCGUGCGCCCCCACCGCGUUCAUGAAGAAGGAGAAGCACGAGUCCACCCAGGACGCGGAUCACAUCCCGGGGGACAUCGCGGAGACGCGCGCGGGGGGCGCCGCCGCGCUCGCGCUCGCCGGAAAGGCGGACGAGCUCGUCGCCAAGGGGGGCAUCCUCUCGUACCUCAAAUCCAGAUCUGCGGCGAUGGCGCCCGCGGCGGCGACCGCGGCGACGCCCGACGAGAAGAAGCAGCCCACCGUGCCGUCAGUGGACGAGAGUUCUGCGGGUGAGACCCCAGCUCACAGCGGCAGCGCCAUCGAGAACACGAAGAUGCAGUUCCGGGAACGACUGGACGCCGCCGGGGGCGAUUACUGGCAAGCCCUCCUGAACGAGAAGGAUAACCUGAUACUCGGGAUCGCGGUGGGGUUGCUGCAGGGCACGGUGGGUAUCGGCGGCGGGGUGCUGGUGACGACGUACAUGAGCGUCGCGACCGACAUGGAGGUUCACAGGAUCUGCGCCACCGCGUUGAUGGCCACGCUGGUGACCAACACCGCGGUGUGCACGCAUCACUUCGUCAACGGCAACGUGAGGCUGAGAGUCGCGGCGGUGCUCGGCGCGUCGGCGAUGGCGGCGAGUUACGUCACGGCUAAGAACGUGAGCCUCGCGGUGCCGGAGCCGGUCAUCAGGGGGUUCAUCGCUGCGGCGCUGGUGGCGUCCGGCGUGAGCAUGUUCCGCUGAUGGAGCGAGAGUUGAUUUUUUUUAUCCCGCGCGGAUGUGACCCCUCCCCCCGGCUGUAACCAAAUUGGUUGAAGCCUCCGCCCCAGGCGAGCGAUCGAGCGCUCGCGUCGGGACGGGGGAACCUCGUUACUAUUACCGGUAUACCAAUACUGCUAUAUAAUAUAACAGAGCAUUCUUGACG
Micromonas commoda is the source of this 1355-nucleotide messenger RNA. RefSeq names its product 4-toluene sulfonate uptake permease. The coding region runs from base 62 to 1174 and encodes 370 amino acids. The record is from RefSeq and is a predicted model, not a curated record. The transcript has a single exon. Gene Ontology annotation, cellular component: membrane. Lineage: Eukaryota; Viridiplantae; Chlorophyta; Mamiellophyceae; Mamiellales; Mamiellaceae.